Ipomoea nil (Japanese morning glory) is the source of this 701-nucleotide messenger RNA. RefSeq names its product glutaredoxin-C11-like. The transcript has a single exon. The coding region runs from base 87 to 398 and encodes 103 amino acids. Lineage: Eukaryota; Viridiplantae; Streptophyta; Magnoliopsida; Solanales; Convolvulaceae. The record is from RefSeq and is a predicted model, not a curated record.
CCAUCCAAUCCAAUCCAAUCCAAGCUAGCUAGCGACCAUACAUAUUUGUUUUGUUUAGCAGAUUUUAAGGAUUAUUAUCGAUCGAAAUGGAGAGAAUUAGAGAGUUGUCGUCAAAGAAGGCGGCGGUGAUCUUCACCAAGAGUUCUUGCUUCAUGUGCCACAGCAUUAAGGCGCUGUUCUACGAGCUGGGAGCCAGCCCGGCGGUGCACGAGCUCGACCAGGACGACGUCAGCGGCCGGGAAAUGGAGUGGGCAUUGCGGAGCAUGGGCUGCAACCCUUCCGUCCCCGCCGUCUUCGUCGGCGGCCACUUCGUCGGCUCCGCCAAGGACGUCAUAUCUCUCCACCUUGAUGGUUCUCUCAAACAAAUGCUCAUUAACGCUAAGGCCAUUUGGUUCUAGCAGCACUAAUUACUUACCUCCCUACUUAUAUAUAUAUUAUUACCCCGCGCUUAUAUUAUCGACUAUAUAUAUAUAUACACCACAACUCGAUCAACUAUAUAUAUAUACUACUUGUCUUCUUGAUAUAUAUAUACUUGUGUUGGAACAACCAAGUCAACCGUAUAUGUAUCAAGAUUUACAUACAAUUCGCCAUGUUUUAUACAAAUGGCUACUAAUCAAAUGAAAACUAGUUUUUCGAGUUAAUUCAUUUUAAGUUCACUUUAAUUUCCUCUAUCUGAUCUUGAUCUCCUAGUUCAUUAUUUC